AGAAAUGCUGCACGCAGUAUAUGCUCGCUGAAGGUUUUCACAAGGCUGUAAUUGAUUAUCAGCAGGUGGCGACAAAUCUCAGUUUUGCAGCGAAAGAUGCUUCUUUGCGGCUUCUUGUCAGUCAUUCGGAAACUUUUGAGGUAUUUUUCUUAGUGUUUGAUUUGAUUGUAAGACAGUCACAGAUGGUCUACAAGAAAAGGAGAAAUGAGUGCUCCUCGGGUACUAGUUUGGUUUUGGAGACAGACACCUGUGGGAAACCGACGAGGUAGUUCCUCUGAGCUGCUGAGGAGGAACUAAAUGCGGAUUUCUACUAUCGGAUGUGAAAACCUAAAUUGAAACCGACAUAAAAAGCUUGUUCAGAAGAAAAAAAACGUAGUGUGUAAAGGAGAAAAAGCUUUAAAGUGAUAGAAGAGCGUGUUUACAGAGUGUGUUACCCGAGGAGGGCGGGGUACAGGGUCGUAGGAGCGGGGCGGGCGGUGCCUACAGUGCCCUCCGCUCGCUGCGGGGGAAGACGCGUGAACUUGAACGCUGCCUUCAGUGCGAUCUCAGGCAGAGGCCAGCCAGUCUUUUCAGUCUGUCCCCGCAGAUCAGGUUUCAAUCAACUUAUCGGAGAAGACGGAUUUUGGAGGGUUUGUUGUUUGGGAACCCAGAGAAGGUGCCGACGCGAUGUCCAGGCGCAAACUUGGAAGCAGACCGCAGCACCUGAGUGCAAUUCAAGAUGUCACUGACAUGCCGGAUGUCACCACUUCAUCAGACGACGGGCCACCCCCUCUUCCUCAGGUCCGAGCUCCUGGCGAGGGUCGUGACCUCCUGACCUGCGGCCAGUGCAGCCGGGCCUUCCCCCUCGCCCACAUCCUGACGUUCAUCCAGCACAAACAGGGCGGCUGCCGCUCUCAAAACCAAGCCCCAAACGCCAACGCCACGCCCCCCUCACCUGCCAACCGGGCACAGCAGCGUGUCGCCAAUGGCGAGCUGGGGCCGGGCUUCAUCGAGCUGAGGAGAGGCGGCAGAGCCUGGAGGGAGGAGCCCGGUGUGAAGGUGAAGCCGGAGCACAGCAAAGCAGUGUCUGAAGAGCCUUCCUACUUCACCUGCCAGCAGUGUGAAGGCGUGUUUCCAUCUGCAUGGGCGCUCUUACAGCACGCUCAGCACACGCACUCCUUCAGCAUCUACCAAGAGGACGAGGAGGAUGACACAUACGUGAGAGGAGGAGAGGAAGAGGAGGAUUUAGAGCGCACAAGCCCGCCGCAGCCACUCUGGCCUCGCCACCUGAGCCAAGCUCUUGCCUCUGCCUUUCAGCCCUCCGCCCUGCGCCUCAGUCGCUCCCGUCCGACACACACCGCCUCCUCCUCCAGUAACAUGCAGGCUCUGAACUUUUCAGUGCUGCUCAGGGAGCUCGCCGAAGGGAAUAACAACACCACCAGCAGCUCCCCCGGAGGCCUGGGCCUGUCUCCGUGCUCUUCUCCACUAGCAGCUUCUCCUUUUCCUCACAGCAGAGCCCUCCAGGCUGACUUCCUCUGUGAGCUGUGUGAUCAGAAUUUCCAGUCCCUGCGCGCCCUGUCCGCCCACCGCCGCACUCACUCCUGCGACAGGCCCUAUCACUGCGGAGUGUGCGGGCAGGCCUUCUCCCAGAGCGGCCAACUGGCACGUCACAUAAGGAGCCAUCACAGGGAAGCUGGAGGUGGAGGAAGUGGAUAUGAGUCGGUGGAGAUGGUCAUGAUGGAGGAGGAUGUAGAGAGGCAUGGGAUGAGAGGGAGGUUUCAAAUGCGGCCACCUGGAAUCAUCAUGGGAAAGGGAAUGGGCGGUGCAGAAGUGAGAGCCCAGGGUCCCUCAGAGUCAGACCUGACCAUGCCCAAACACCUAGCUUCAGGCCUGAUGCUGCUGACCUCGCAGGUCGAGCCGCCAGACAGGGAGCUGCUGAGGCUGUACCAGCAAGAGAGAGAGGUGGUAGAGGGAGGGGAGGAGGAGGCAGAGGGGCAGGGGGAGCCUCAGCACACCUCACCCUGCGCCAGCCCGUCUGAAGGCUCACUGGAGAGCGGAGAGACGGGCGGCAGCGGCGAGAGCGGUAUCGCCAGUGGCAACUGCACGCCCAAACGUCCAGAGAUGAGCGACCGAGUGCAAGGAGUCGGAGAGUGGGAGAACGAAAGAGGGGAGAUCAUAGAGAGGGAGACAGACUGGAGCUCAGCCAAAGUCAGCGAGGUCGUGCAGGAGUGGCAGAGGGAGAAUGAGCGGAGGAGUGUAGGAGGAGGCGUCAGCGGCGGAGGAAACAACAACAGUUCUGCUGCCGGUUCAGCUGGUAAGAAAAAGAAGGAUGAAGCCUGCGAGUACUGUGGUAAACACUUCAGAAACAGCAGCAACCUGACAGUGCACCGCCGCAGCCACACUGGUGAACGACCCUACCGUUGCGGCCUCUGCAACUACGCAUGCGCUCAGAGCUCAAAAUUAACACGCCACAUGAAGACCCACGGCGCCCAGGGAGCCAAGGCUUCCUUUUUGUGCCAGCUGUGCUCAGUACCAUUCACCGUCUACGCCACUCUGGAGAAACACCUGAAGAAAGUGCACGGCCUGAGCCACGCCAGCGUGGGAGCGUACGCACAGGCCAGCGCUGCAGACACUUUGGCUGCCAUAAAAGCUGAAGAACAAGCAGUGGUUGUGAAAAUGGAGGAGGACGAAGCCAGUUUGGAUCAGUUAGAAAUGGAGAGCAAAGUUCAGAGUGAUGUGGUGAAAAGCAUGGAGGUGGAGGAGGGGCUUAGCCAAGCGGAGUAUGUGGAGAACGGAGGGAGUCCAGCCACAGUGGCUGAUCUGCCACCUGAGAGCAACGCGGAGUUGAGCUUAGCUUUGACUUCAGCGCCAUGAGAGCUGUCCUCAUUACCUAAUUGACAUUAACAUAGCACUGUGUAGGAUUUAAGUCGCCCAUUCAAAUAUAAAGAAUUUGCCCCAUCAUUGAACAGAGAGUCAAGUUAAACUGGAAACUAGUCCGGCAGAGAGUCCCCGUCCUCUCUGCCAGCGCCGAGGCACACAGCAGCAGCAGCAGCCACGCUGUUCAUGAUUGUAUGUAAAGCUGCUGCGUGAAACUAAGUGCCUACGGUUCUUUAGACCACAGAGCAAAAACAAGGCCGUGACAUUCAGCAGGGAGAUUACCAGAGCUCUCGAACAGGAAGUGAACCGCCACAGUCCACACAGACGCAGGAAACCGAUCACCAUGUUGCAGUGCAGGAUGCAAAAGACGAGUGAUUUAUCGCUCUGUCGACCCACUGGACAGAUGGAGAAAGAUAUUAACUGUCAGAUAAUAUAGAGUAGGGGUUUAUAUUGAAUUUAAAAAAGCCAAGCAAUAGAACGAUGUUAAUAUAUUUUCUGCAGACGGAGAAAGGUCAUAUUGUGUUUUCUAGCUGUUGCUGGUUUUCUUUUGAGAAGACCUUUUAAAGACUAAAGAUGUUUGAACAGCCACGAGGGUGAAAUGAAUCCAAACAAUGUCUGCCUGCAGUUUCUCAGACUCCUCUUUUUAAAGGCGCUUGGUUGUCACAACACUUGUCACUUAACGUAAUGUUUACAGGGCUCACGGAGCCUGGCAAGGUUGGGCUCCUGACUUUGUGUAUGGAUGAUUUUCUGUUUUCUAAUUUUAUAAAAAAUGUGAAUAAGGAGACUUUAAAGUCUUAUCUACUGAUGUUCUUGUUUUCUCCAUGUUUCUUUCUAUGCAUAAAAAAAAAUCUGCAAUUUUACCUUCAUGUGAAACGGGUGUGUAUGUUUCGUUCUCUAUUUGUACCUAUUAUUGUGAUGGUAAUUUCUCCCUUUCAUUGUUUACAUAUGUAAAGUGCCGGACUGCUUGAAGCUCGUGCAUGUUUUUGCAGCCAUUUGAAACUGUUCUUUUUAUUUUUGUAUUUUUGUUGCCUGUGUUUGAAUUAUUCCUAAUUUAUGGAUGCUGCAUGUUGGUGAUUGUGUAACUGCUGAACUACAGGGUUGAGAGGUGCAGGAGUAGCUUGUUGAUUGGUGGAGUUUUGUCAGAAGCACUUGGGUGAGUUUGCGUGAAUGUGUUUUGUUUGUUUGUGUGUACAUACUGGCGGGGGGGGGGGGGGAAGAAAUCCUCAGGUGACACUUCUACUUGACUCGGCAGAUCAUAAUCACCGUGUCGUGCUUCUGGCAAGUGUGUCGCCGACGAGGAUCUAAGAAACGCAAGUUAAGCAAGAGGAAAUCUGCUCAUUCAAUAUUAAAAAGAAGAGAACGAAGUUGUCAAGUGGAGGGCUGCCAAUGUUUUUGUGACUACUGUGAUGACUUUGUGUGACCAUAUCUGAUUUAUACAUGAAUUCAUGUCAGGGAAAACAAAUUCUUGUGUGUGUUGUGUAAUGAAUGAGUGCAGUGUAACUGUUCAGGGAUAAUAUUUUGUACAUAGAUUGACAUGCUUGCUGUUGCUAUGCUUAUUGUUGUUAUUAUUAAUAUUACCUGCCUCCACUUCUCCUAGCUUUGUCUCCUUUCCGCUGAACACUGGCUAUUGUGAAGCUCCGCUGUCUUUGUAAACUUGACACCAUUUUGUAAUUCACCUUCUCAUGAGGAGCCUCAAUAAAGAAUUGAGGUUAAAUAUUUUC
Cottoperca gobio is the source of this 4577-nucleotide messenger RNA. RefSeq names its product zinc finger protein 296 (gene znf296). Gene Ontology annotation, biological process: positive regulation of transcription by RNA polymerase II. NCBI's taxonomy places the organism in Eukaryota, Metazoa, Chordata, Actinopteri, Perciformes, Bovichtidae. Gene Ontology annotation, molecular function: RNA polymerase II cis-regulatory region sequence-specific DNA binding; DNA-binding transcription factor activity. The record is from RefSeq and is a predicted model, not a curated record. Gene Ontology annotation, cellular component: nucleus.